GAGCUUAUAGUAGAGCCGAGCCUCCAGUACAGCACUGCGUGCGAGCUACGUUGUUCCUGCAUAUGUCGUUGCUCACUCUGCCCGGUCCGCCGGAGCUUUCUUCUUCUUCCUUUCCCGGUGGGUUCACUUCGCGCCAAUCCUUAAGUGCUGAGAGGAGGGAAGUUGCUAGCUUCUCUCUCGGAGUAAUAUGCGGUGUGCAGCAUCACCAUCACACUUCUCUGAAAAUGAAAAAGGGUGUCCGAUCUUAUGUGACCUGUCAAUCCAAGGAUGACUCGUCUAGCAAGACGGCCACAGAUGAGGAAACUUCUGAUUUGGGGGUUAGGGCAGCAUUAUCAAUGCUUAAAUUUUACAGAAGCGAGAUAUCACCAAUCCUUCCCUCAAGCUGUCGAUAUGUGCCAUCCUGUAGUGUAUACUCGAUGGAGGCAUACAAAAAAUAUGGCUUUGUGAAGGGUACAAUCUUGACAGGUUGGCGUCUCUGUCGUUGCAACCCUCUUGGUGGGCAUGGAUUUGACCCUCCUAGGUGGUUUGAUGAAGAGAAACUAACUGAUGAAUGUUGAAUGCUUUGAUAGAGAAUCCUGAAUGAUGUAUGCACCUUGUUCCUUGACCUUUAAUGAUAUCUAGUUAUAUUUGUAUAUCACAAAUUGUUUCCUUUAAUAACUUAUACUUAGAAAUAUCUAAUUGUUUAAGGUUUUAUUCUUCCUCUGCA
Dendrobium catenatum is the source of this 706-nucleotide messenger RNA. Its product is annotated as UPF0161 protein At3g09310. The record is from RefSeq and is a predicted model, not a curated record. NCBI's taxonomy places the organism in Eukaryota, Viridiplantae, Streptophyta, Magnoliopsida, Asparagales, Orchidaceae. The coding region runs from base 63 to 557 and encodes 164 amino acids. The transcript has 5 exons.